AUGCACUCUCCUUCUCUCACUCUUUUUCUCUUCAUUCACUCUUUCUCAUUAUCAUCUUUCUUCUUUCUCACAAUAAUUAAACCACACUUGAUGUUAGUUGGUUAGUUAGUUACUACCUCUCAAACGUAAGAUAGUGUCUGAAACUCGGUUUUAAUACUUAACCAAUUACCAAAACCAGACACACCCUGCGAGUGUUGGGUUUGUUUUUUUUGAGAGAUUAUUGUGUCAAAAUGACGCAGCAGAAUGUGGUAGUGUCUGACACCAAAUCUGGAGUUUCCCUAACAGUUUUUCCAACACCUGCACAAAAAAAGCCACCGGCAGCACCAGGAGGGUACAUUUCUAUUUCAAGGAGGAGGGUUUUGAAGAACCUUGAAAUCAAUGGAGACCAAAGAAUCAAUGCAUGGGUUGAGUCCAUGAGAGCCUCAUCUCCUACCCAUCUUAAAUCCGCACCUUCUUUCUCUCAGGAGCAAAACUCUUGGAUUCUUCACCAUCCCUCCGCAUUAGACAUGUUUGACCAAAUUAUUGAUGCGUCAAAGGGAAAACAAAUUGUCAUGUUCCUCGACUAUGAUGGCACACUUUCCCCAAUUGUUGAAGAUCCUGACCGUGCUUUCAUGUCUCACUCGAUGAGGAAAACAGUGAAGAAACUUGCUAGGUGUUUUCCUACUGCCAUAGUGACCGGAAGAUGCAAGGACAAGGUAUACAAUUUUGUGCAGUUGGCAGAGCUAUAUUAUGCAGGAAGCCAUGGCAUGGAUAUUAAAGGGCCAACAAGAAGCUCCAAAUACAACAAAGAUAGCAAAGCUGAGGCAAUUCUUUUUCAACCUGCCAGCGAUUUUCUUCCCAUGAUAGAUGAGGUGUACCAACAAUUGGUUGAGAAGACCAAAUCAACUCCUGGAGCCAUGGUUGAGAACAACAAGUUCUGCCUCUCUGUUCAUUUUCGUUGUGUUGAUGAAAAGAAAUGGAGUGACCUGGCACGCCAAGUGAAAUCAGUUUUAAAGGACUACCCGAAGCUCCGACUUACCCAAGGAAGAAAGGUGCUAGAGAUUCGUCCGACUAUUAAAUGGGACAAAGGGAAGGCCCUGGAAUUUUUAUUAGAGUCCCUUGGUUUGGCCAAUUGCAGUGAUGUAUUUCCUGUUUAUAUUGGCGAUGAUCGAUCCGAUGAAGAUGCUUUCAAGAAAUUGAGAGACAGAGGACAAGGUUUUGGUAUUCUUGUCUCCAAAUUUCCGAAAGACACAAGUGCAUCUUACUCUUUACAAGAACCAAACGAGGUGAUGAGCUUUCUUCAACGCUUGGUGGAGUGGAAACAUAUGUCCCAACGAGCACGUUCCCGGGUGUAGAUGAGAAUGUGAAAUGACAUGUACAUCCCUAUCCUGCCAUAAAAAGGAAGUUCAACUUGGUUAGAAUGGAUGUUUUGUAUUUCUUGUUCAGGUCAGAACAAAAAUGUAUGGAAAAGGAAAGACAAAAGUGUCGUUCUUAGUUUGAAGGAUGUCUACAUUCACGUAAUUAGUCAGUCAAGUAGUAGUGUAGUCUUCAGAUGCAAGUCUGAAUGGAUUAAAUUUUCUCUCUUCCUUGUUACAUUUACGAAACUACGAUCAAGUAUGUUUUCUCACUCGUGUUUUAAGUU
This is a messenger RNA of Vigna angularis (adzuki bean), 1621 nucleotides long. RefSeq names its product probable trehalose-phosphate phosphatase J. The record is from RefSeq and is a predicted model, not a curated record. The transcript is spliced from 11 exons. Bases 231 to 1334 code for a protein of 367 amino acids. Gene Ontology annotation, molecular function: trehalose-phosphatase activity. Lineage: Eukaryota; Viridiplantae; Streptophyta; Magnoliopsida; Fabales; Fabaceae. Gene Ontology annotation, biological process: trehalose biosynthetic process.